This is a messenger RNA of Canis lupus familiaris (dog), 3425 nucleotides long. RefSeq names its product suppressor of IKBKE 1 (gene SIKE1). NCBI's taxonomy places the organism in Eukaryota, Metazoa, Chordata, Mammalia, Carnivora, Canidae. Bases 161 to 850 code for a protein of 229 amino acids. The transcript is spliced from 7 exons. The record is from RefSeq and is a predicted model, not a curated record.
CCGGGCUGCCGGAAGCCGCUGGUUCAAGUAGGGCCACCCGCGGACUAGGCCCCACUGCGCAGGCGCAUAGGGCGGCCGGAAGUGACGUCGAUAACGCUGAGCCAGGUUCAGGGAAGAGUAGUGUAGGUGAGCAGGACGGGAGCAAGGAUCCGGGGCCACUAUGAGCUGCACCAUCGAGAAGAUCCUGACAGACGCCAAGACGCUGCUCGAGCGGCUACGGGAACACGACGCGGCCGCAGAGUCGCUCGUGGAUCAGUCCGCCGCGCUGCACCGGCGGGUGGCCGCUAUGCGGGAGGCGGGGACGGCGCUUCCGGACCAGUAUCAAGAAGAUGCAUCCGAUAUAAAGGACAUGUCCAAAUUCAAACCUCACAUUCUGCUGUCCCAAGAGAAUACACAGAUUAGAGACUUGCAGCAGGAAAACAGAGAGCUAUGGGUUUCCUUGGAGGAACACCAGGAUGCUUUGGAACUCAUCAUGAGCAAGUACCGGAAACAGAUGUUACAAUUAAUGGUUGCCAAAAAGGCUGUGGAUGCUGAGCCUGUCCUGAAAGCUCACCAGUCUCACUCUGCAGAAAUUGAGAGUCAGAUUGACAGAAUCUGUGAAAUGGGAGAAGUGAUGAGGAAAGCAGUUCAGGUGGAUGAUGACCAAUUUUGUAAGAUUCAGGAAAAACUAGCCCAAUUAGAGCUUGAAAAUAAGGAACUUCGAGAAUUAUUGUCCAUCAGCAGUGAAUCUCUACAGAUGUUGGAGGACUACUUCAGUGUUCCCCAAAAUGGCUUGCAGACUACUAAAAUAGAAAUUUGGGAGUGGGAUCCAGGAAUUUGUAUUUUAAUAAUCAUCCCAGAUAACGUCUAAGAAUGAUGUAGCUGAGAGCAUGUAACUGACAUGGACAAUAUUUAAUCAGUGGUCUUACCUAUGUACAGAAGAAUGCAGUUCUGUCUUUCACAUCUGCCGUUUCUCAUCCUUCAUGUUCUUUUCUUGUGGUUACAAGAAGGUUGGUGCUGUACCAGAUGUCUUGGCCAUAUUGAAGGCAGGAAGAAAAAGGGAAAUGUCCUGUGCCAACUGUGUGUACCCUCUUUUACGAAGAAAAGCAAAGCUUUCCCAGAAAUUCCAGACAUAUUUCCCUGUCUUGCUUGCCUCUUUAAAUUCGUACUUCUGUCUGCAAAAGCUGGGUACAUAGUUGCCUCAAAUAAAAUCAGUAUUCCGUUAGCAAGGAGGAAAGAGUAUUGAGAAAGCAAUUAACAAUGUCUGACAAGUCCUUUUAUGUUGAAAGUUUUAACAAGUGAAGGCAUUAGCUGAAGGUGUUGGGUAGUCAAGCGCAAUAUCCUUGUUCCUAUCCUGUUUAGGGAAUUCCCUCACCUAAUGAGGCAGAGCCUGCCUCCCUCCUAAGAAAUUUGAAAGUGUCAGAUACGUUUUCCCAGCCUCUUUUCAGCUAAGGAACUUGCAACCACCUUCAACUUUAAAAUUUAGGCAAAGAAGCAAGAAACUAUGCAGUAUUCUCUGCGUAAAGGCCUACAACACUGGCUACUCUACGCAGUUUCACAAAGAAGCAGCAAAAGUGGCUUUAGUGACACUCAGUAUCCAGUGUCAGCAGGGUCGCUGGUAUAAGCUGCAGUGUCUCUGCCACACAGUGGGAUCUUCACUGAAGCAAUUAUCUGAAGUAGAUAAUAGAUUAUCUGAAGUAGUAGUAGAGGCUCUGUAGCCUCUAAUUCUGGUUUUUCUGGCUGUCUUAGACAUCCUGAGGAUGCUGAUUAGCCUUUUUAAAAAACACUUUUUUGUUAAAGUUAACCUGAAUUGCCUAUAAUUAAGAACACUGACUGGUAAAAUAAGUAUAGUUUUGAAAACAACCAUGCAGCAUGUGCUGUGGCUCAGUCAGUUAAGUGCCUAACUCUUGAUCUCAGCUCAGGUCUUGAUCUUAGAGUUGUGAGUUCAAGCCCCAUGUUGGGCUUCAUGCUGGGCAUGGAGCCUACUUCAAAGCAAAACCAAAGGCAACCAUGCAAAUACAGAUUUUGCCAACACUUUAUACAUAGUGUUAUAUUUUAAUAUUUAACACUUAUAAAAGGAUGUGUAACAUACAAAUAGAUUAUCAAUCAUUUGUCACCUCACUUAAGAAUUAGAACAUUACCUGUACUUUGUAUUUAUCAAUUUGAGCUCCUCUCCUGUCUCUCCCCACCUCCCUUCUCCCUUUUUGAUAGUUUACCACAUGCAAAAAAGACAUAAAAUAUGUAUGAAUCCCUAAAGUGACAUGUUCUAGAUUUGUUCCUUUUUGAGCUGUAUAAAAAUGGUAUAUUUUACAUAGUCUAUAGGGAUAUGAUUUUUUUCACUCAACAUUAUGUUUCUAAGAUCCUUUUGUUACACAUAGCUAUUAUUUAUUUCCACUGGUCCAUUAUAUUUCAUUGUGACUAUAUAAUAGAUUAUGAUACAUAAAGUACAAUUAAUGCAUUUUUAAAACCCUUGCUGAUAUCGGACUUCUUAAUUUUUAAUUCUCCAUCUAACUCAUUUAGAUUAGAUAUAUUUCACAAUAAGCAGUCAUAUUGCACAUUUUUCAGUUAUUUCAUUUGCAGUUGUCUAAGCAACUUUCAGAGGGAAUUAAGGACUAUUAUCUGUUAAUACAAUGGAAAGCAGAUAAUGCUUUUUCUUUUAUCGCUCAACUAAAGAGGCAGAACCUUCAGAGCUUCUAAAUGAACUACAAUUCAUUCAACAUUUCAUCUAGCCUCCUAAAAAUACAUGAGGAAUGGAUGGAAGUGGACUUCUGCAUGAUAUCCUAAGAUUCAUUUAUUUCAUAUUUUAACAUAUCUUACACAUAAGAUAAGUCUUACACAUGUACAGGUUUGUGGUGUGGUUGAUUCUAAGCAUAUGCAAAAUUGGCUAUGUUCCUGAUGGCAUGACUGGACAAAGGUAAGCUCUUGGUGUUUUGGUCAAGAAACUUUUAAGCACUAUUUGAGAAGGGAAUUGAGGUUUAGCUGUUGUCUGAACUUUUCAUUCAUGUGAACCUUCUUGUAAGAUCAAAAGAGUGUCAGUAUAAGCACUUGGGAGUAUGGCUAUAUUCAUUCUCUACUGCUAUGUAACAUUACCACACAUUUAACACUUCGAAGCAAUGCCCAUAUAUUCUCUUACAGUUCAGAAGUCAGAAGUCAAUGCAGAGUUUAACUAGGUUCCCAUCUAAUGAUCUCACAAGGCUGAAAUCAAGGUGUCAACAUAGGUUAGCAUCUCCUCUGGGGCUCUGGGCCCUCUCUCAAGUUCACAUGGUUGUUGGUAAAAUUCAUUUCUGUGCAGGUGUAAAACUAGGACUUCAGGGCCAACAGGAGAUCAUCUCUCUGACCUCCCUUGUCUCCCACCUCUAGGCUCCCUUUUAAAAGCUCACCUGAGGGGUGCCUGGGUGGCUCAAUGUUAAGUGACCAACUUUGGUUUCAGCUCAGGUAGUGACCUC